Australozyma saopauloensis is the source of this 1404-nucleotide messenger RNA. Its product is annotated as peroxisome biogenesis protein. Gene Ontology annotation, cellular component: peroxisomal membrane. NCBI's taxonomy places the organism in Eukaryota, Fungi, Ascomycota, Pichiomycetes, Serinales, Metschnikowiaceae. Bases 1 to 1404 code for a protein of 467 amino acids. The transcript has a single exon. Gene Ontology annotation, biological process: peroxisome organization. The record is from RefSeq and is a predicted model, not a curated record.
AUGAGUGAACCCGAGCCCGUGCCGAAUCCCACCGAGUUCCUGCCGUUGGCCACGUCCAGCGACGGCGAUCUCCGGGCCAACUUUUCCGACGGAAAUCCAAUCACUGCGCCCGAAGAAAAGGUGCAGCCGCAAACGCUGCCGCUUCUUUCGCUGACGCCGCCCUCGGUGGCGAAAGCGCUCAUCCGGGCGUACCCGUACCUUCUUAUAGUGAACAAGACCCUUUCUGUGGCCACAUGGACCAACGACGACUAUUGGGUCAAUGCGGUGAUCAUGUGCUUGUAUACGUUUGUAGUAUUGUAUUUUGAGACGUUGAUGACGUGGCUGGGCCACUUGAUCUUGGUGGCGGUCGUGGUGAUGUACUCCGUGCUCAACAACAAGAUCAUGGAGGAAACGAACCUACGCCCGACUUUGGACGAUGUGAUCCAGGCGCUCUCCACGACAUGCAUCAAGGCGGAUAUUUUGCUCACCCCGGUGACGACCAUGGCCUUGACGGCGUACGACAUCAAGCGCCUUUUGUUCACCACGGUGUUUCUCACGCCGGUGUACUUGAUAGUGACGUUCUUGUUAAUUCCGCCGCGGACCAUUCUCUUGUUCUUGGGACUCUUUCUCUUGCUGUACCACCUGUCGUUCAUGCGCGUCACUCGUAGGAUGUUGUGGAAACUUAAGGUGGCCCGUAUUUUGUGCUUCUACCUCACCGGGUUGGACUUCUCCCAGGCGCGCAAUAGUUCUCUCUUCGCUGCUGCUUUUGCCAAGGUCCAGAAGGCGGGCACGGGCCUGCCUCGCCUGGGCGGCUUCUCGAGCCCCGUUCGCUUCACUUACGUGAUCUACGAGAACCAGCGUAGGUGGCUCGGCAUUGGCUGGACUCUGAACCUUCUCACCUACGAGCGCGCUCCCUGGACCGACGAGUUUCUCAACGAGUCUUCUUCUUUGGAUCACUUCGAGCUUCCAAAUGCAGACAACUCCCUGUCUUCCGUUCUGCACCCAGCAGCAGGCGACGAGCCUUCUUUGGGUUCGGCUCGCUGGAGAUGGGUCGACAAAACUUGGCGUCUCGACUUGACCAACGAUGGUGCAAUCACUUUGGCGCCAGGCAAACGCUCCAAGACAACGGUCCAACCCACCAGUGACGAGGGCUUCAUUUUCACCGAUAAUGUGUGGAAAAAACCAUCUACCGAAGACUCAUACUCAAAGUACACCCGCCGGCGCCGUUGGAUCCGUACUGCAGAGCUCGUCUUCAACUCUACCGUUGGAAACGCUAGCACCGUCAAUGAGGCCACAUCCAUUGGCGAGACCUCUCCAUCCGCAGCAAGACGGAGAAAGAGUUUGAGAUUUGCAGACGACGAUGAAGAUGUUGCUUCUGCCUCUGGCAUAUCGAAAGCUCUGGAGGUUGCUCUUGAAGAAGAUUAA